AUGGGCGAUGCGGUGGAGCACGAGGGCUUCAACGAUCCUAGCCUAUGGUUGGUUCAAGACUUCAGAAAAGAAACUCGAGAGCGCAAUCCAAACCUACAUCUCAAAAUGUCGGGCCAAUUCGGGUUUAUGGGCAAGAUCGGUGCCACCGACGAAGCUGUCGCCGUCCUCAACGACCAACCUUACAUCUUCACCAUCCUCGUCGUCGUCCUUGUCAUCCUCAUCCUGCAGAUCACCUUCCACUGGUACAUCCACCACGCCACCCUGAAGCCUGAGCAGAUCAAGAAGAAGGAGCCCAAGGGCGCGAAGAAGAAACCCGCCGCCCCCGCCUCAGGAGCGAAACCGCCGGCCGCACGAUAG
This is a messenger RNA of Durotheca rogersii, 357 nucleotides long. RefSeq lists its product as uncharacterized. The transcript is spliced from 2 exons. Bases 1 to 357 code for a protein of 118 amino acids. The record is from RefSeq and is a predicted model, not a curated record. NCBI's taxonomy places the organism in Eukaryota, Fungi, Ascomycota, Sordariomycetes, Xylariales, Xylariaceae.